AUCAUGAAAUUAUUUGAUAAAAAAUACAAUUAAAUUCCGUUGCUAUGACACCAGCCAAUAAAAAAUUUCCUUAUGUUUAAAAUUAUCCAAUCAAACCUGAGGUCAGGAAAGGUCACAAAGCAGCUGCAAAUUUGAAUUUCGACGGAGCACACGAAUUGAAUCCACAACCUUGAUUUCCAAGAAAGCAUAUAUUUUUAACAUACAUCACACAACUUCCACAUCAGACAACUAGAAGCAGCAGAAGCUAUUUUGGAAAGACAAGUUCUCAUCAGCCUGCAAAUAGAAGUCAAUUUACUAAACUAGCCAUAGAGUUUGCAUCUUGGCAAGUACAUAGUUUGAAUUUCGUCAACUUUGUAUUCCAUCUAAGAAGCUUAGGAGUUCACCUGAUAUAUAUAUUUCUUAAACUGAAGAGAACAUAAACAACCAACAAUGCCUGAAGACUCCAGACUCAAGAACUACAAGAACAAGGGCAGAGAUGUUGAUGAAAUGCGACGCAGGAGACAGGACGUUUCAGUGGAGUUGAGGAAGCAGCGUAAAGAUGACCAGCUUCUGAAGCGCAGAAAUGUUGCAAUUGAGGAAGAGGGGCCUACUAGUCCACUUGCUGAUGCUUCAAGCAAGCAAAAUGUUGGACCUACAUUGACCCUCCCAGAAAUAAUAGCUGGUAUCAACGGUAAUGACAGUGGCCUUCAGAUGCAGGCUACCCAAGCAGCACGUAAAUUACUCUCAAAGGAAAGAAAUCCACCGAUAGAUGACAUCAUAAAGGCUGGAGUUAUUCCACGCAUGGUGGAGUACCUUUCACAUGCUGACAGGCCAGAACUGCAGUUUGAAGCAGCCUGGGCAUUGACAAAUAUAGCCUCGGGAACCAGUGAGCAAACAAAAGCAGUGGUGAAUUCUGGAGCUGUACCAAAGUUUGUUAAGUUACUAGAGUCUGGGAACCAAAACGUUUGUGAGCAGGCUGUAUGGGCGCUUGGCAAUAUUGCAGGUGAUGGUCCUGACAUGAGAGAUUAUGUGACAGAGUGUGGAAUUGUAGAGCCACUUCUUAAACUUGUUCAGACUGAUACAAAUGCGUCAUUCUUGAGAAACGUUACCUGGACACUUUCGAACCUUUGUCGCAACAAAAACCCACCACCCAAUUUCAAGGUUGUGAAACAGUUCCUGCCCACAUUGAACCGACUUCUGUAUCAUCAAGACAAGGAUGUACUGACAGACACAUGCUGGGCACUGUCUUACCUGACGGAUGGAACCAAUGAUAAAAUACAGGAAGUUAUCAACAGUGGAGUUGUUACUCGACUGAUAGAAUUACUAAAUCAUAAAGAAGUAUCUGUGAUUACACCUGCACUCAGAUCCAUCGGAAAUAUUGUCACUGGAGAUGAUCAACAGACACAGCAUGUGAUAGAUAGCAAGGCAUUGCCAGUGUUCCAGACAUUGUUACGCCACCAGAAGCUCAACAUACAGAAGGAGGCUGCUUGGACAAUAUCAAAUAUAACUGCAGGAAACUCUGAACAGAUUCAGUGCGUCAUUGAUACAGAAUUACUGCCACUAAUAAUUGACAUUCUGAAAAGUGGUGAUUACAAGAGCCAGAAGGAAGCAGUAUGGGCAGUGACUAAUCUCACCUCUGGUGGAACCAUGGAGCAGAUUGGUUUCCUUGUGAACCUAGGCGUGAUCCCUCACCUUUGCAAUAUGCUCACUGUCAAAGAGUCCAAGGUUAUACUGGUGAUCCUGGAUGCACUUGGAAAUAUACUGCUGGCAGCUGAGCGUGCUGGUCAGAACGUGCUAGAUGCCCUCACUGUGAUGAUAGAGGAAGCUGGCGGCCUCGACAAGAUUGAGGGAUUGCAGAAUCAUGAGAAUGAGACUGUGUACAAGGCAGCACUAGAACUCAUUGAAAAAUACUUUGGUGGAGAUGAGGAAGAUGAAAACUUGGCCCCACAGGCAGAAGAGGGCGCCACCAGUUUCCAGUUCACAGCAGCUACCAAUGCUCCGCAGCAGUUUUCGUUCUGACUGGACAAUUGUUGUACAGACAUUGUGCCGCAGCGGGACGGCUGAGGCCUCAAUCAGAUCUCACAGUGUACUCUUAUGUCAAAUCACAAGAUUUAAUCUGUAAUAAUCAAAACCAGGGCUUUUAUCCUUAAUCAUCAAAACAGCAAUUUCAUCUGUUAUCAUUAAAACCUAAUUUCAUCUAUAAUCUAAUAUUUAAUUUAGUUACUUAAUAUGCUUAGGACAUUUCUGUUUCUUGUUUGAAUAUAAUCAUUUGUAUUAAGAUUCAUUGUUACUGUAUAUUAACAUUAGGUGAAGGUUAUUGCCGUUUGUGAAGAAU
Mercenaria mercenaria is the source of this 2314-nucleotide messenger RNA. Its product is annotated as importin subunit alpha-1-like. The coding region runs from base 430 to 1998 and encodes 522 amino acids. Gene Ontology annotation, molecular function: nuclear import signal receptor activity; protein binding. Gene Ontology annotation, cellular component: cytoplasm; nucleus. The record is from RefSeq and is a predicted model, not a curated record. Gene Ontology annotation, biological process: NLS-bearing protein import into nucleus. The transcript has 13 exons. Lineage: Eukaryota; Metazoa; Mollusca; Bivalvia; Venerida; Veneridae.